AUGUCUCAACUGGCUGAAGGUGAGAGCAUGCGACCGGUGCUGUGUGGGCCUCGCACUCUCAACUAUCAGAUCAAACUACAGACAUUAUCAGAGACUGGCACAGGCAAGUUCUACAAGAGAGCCGUAGUGCAGGUGCUGAGUGCGAAUGCCUUGCCUGACUUGGGGAAGAAUGG
This is a messenger RNA of Sphaeroforma arctica JP610, 173 nucleotides long. RefSeq lists its product as hypothetical. The transcript has a single exon. The record is from RefSeq and is a predicted model, not a curated record. Lineage: Eukaryota; Ichthyosporea; Ichthyophonida. The annotation marks the transcript as partial.